GUUCCUUGUUGAACAUGAGGGUGGUGAAAAGUUCCGUAAUACUCCUUUUUUGUUUGUUGGCUGUGCAAGAUGCAUUUGGCCGCCGGCAGCCUCGCCUCAGUCAUCACGGGAAGAUAGUUGGUGGCUACAACACCACAAUCGAGAACUUUCCAUACCAAGUAUAUUUGUUACUGAGAAAAGGUACUAAUUACUUCCAGUGCGGAGGAUCCAUUCUCAAUGAUCAGAAUAUUCUGACGGCUGCUCAUUGCUUGGCUGGAAUGCAAGAAGUUUUCGUAAGAGCUGGUAGUACAGAUUCAAACGAUGGCGGAACAAUGUACUCAACUACGAGCUUUUCCCAGCAUCCACGCUAUAAUUCAAGGACCAGUGAUUACGACGUCGGUUUGGUGAGACUUCGCCAGCGGAUUCCAUUGGACGGUACAAACACUAGAGCUGUGACUCUGGUAUCUAGAGGUGCUAGUAUUCCUGCGGGAGAUAAUGUAACAGUAUCGGGUUGGGGCGCAACAUCUGAAAACGGUCAAACUAGCAAGAACUUGAUGGCGGUACAGGUGCCGGUUGUGUCUAAUGCAGAUUGCCGUACGACGUAUGGUAACAGCAUUACUUCGAGAAUGUUCUGUGCUGGUGUUCCCGAGGGUGGUAAAGAUUCCUGUCAGGGAGAUUCAGGAGGACCAGUUGUGUUUUCGUCAUCACAAACACAAGCUGGGGUCGUCUCCUUUGGGAUUGGAUGUGCUCGAGAGGGUACACCAGGUGUUUAUAGCAACUUAGCAAACCCUGCUAUUCGUACCUGGAUAAAACUACGAACCGGAGUUUAAUAUAUAAUGUAUAUAUAUAUACAAAUAUAGACAAAACAUUCCAGGUACAUGACCUCGGCAUGUAGGAAAAUUAGGCACUUGUAUGGCACUGUUUACUCAUUGCACGUUUGUUUUAUGAAAUAAAUGUUACGUUGGA
Molecule: messenger RNA, 945 nt
Organism: Zerene cesonia (dogface butterfly)
Lineage: Eukaryota; Metazoa; Arthropoda; Insecta; Lepidoptera; Pieridae
Gene: Coc
Product: trypsin-like
Exons: 5
Coding region: 15-809 (264 amino acids)
Biological process (GO): proteolysis
Molecular function (GO): serine-type endopeptidase activity
Source: RefSeq, a predicted model, not a curated record